This is a messenger RNA of Dovyalis caffra, 1218 nucleotides long. NCBI's taxonomy places the organism in Eukaryota, Viridiplantae, Streptophyta, Magnoliopsida, Malpighiales, Salicaceae. The record is from the annotation of a GenBank genome assembly.
AUGGCCCAAAAGAAACUCAGAAUAGUCUACGCAUUCAAAUUUUCCACCAAAUUGGUAUCAACUCUCAACCCUUUCUCAAUCAAAGCCUCUAGCAGAGUGGACUCUACGUACAUGCAUAUGUUCAAAGAAGACGGGCAUCUUUGGUUGCCAUCUAAACUGUUGCCUGGUCGCAACCCGCGUUUUGCUAGACCCAAGCAACAUGAGGAAUUGAGCAUAGUUAUUGGGUUUUUGAGAGAGAUGGCAAUUAUUAAUUAUAUUGGUGUAACUUUUGGUUUUGCUAUGGUGGUAUUGUUGCAAUGCACCGCCGCACAAACUGUGCAUGUGGUGGGAGACAGUAUGGGUUGGACAGUUCCACAGGGUGGUGCUCAGGCGUACAUUAAUUGGGCUAAUGGCAAGAACUUCAUGGUUGGUGAUAUCCUAACUUUUGAUUUCGCCACCAACAAUCACGAUGUUCUUCGAGUUCCAAAGGCAUCUUUUGAUGGAUGCACAGCUUCAAACCCUAUUGGAGAGACAAUUACUACAGGUCCUGCUAACAUUACUCUUGACUCUGCUGGCGAGCACUACUAUAUUUGCACGGUUGGCCGACAUUGUCUGGGUGGACAGAAGCUAGCUAUCACUGUCUCAUCAGGCACAACAAGGGCAUCACCACCAUCUACAACCCCUAGAUCAGCUCCACCAACAAGUCCUACAGCUAGUCCUUCACCUUCUUCAAAUAGCACUCCCGCUGACUGUGCUCCAACACCAGCGUCAAGCCCCAUAAGUCCAGUGACUCCAGAGUCUUCGGUGAUAUACGAAGUAAAGGCUGGGUUUGCUAAGGCUGUUGAGGUUUCAAGCCCACAUUCAGAGGCUGUAUUUGCCAAUUCCUUUCCACCAUCGGAGUGCGUUUUCAGGGAAGAUGGCAUUCUUGAUGAAAAGACUAAUCUGCAUUACGAUAACACAUGCAUGUUUGACGCUCAGCUUGAUGCAGGUUAUGCUGCAUUAGAAAAGACCGGGUUUUCGAAGAUGGAAAUCAUUGUUUCGGAAACAGGUUGGGCUUCUGACGGGAAUGAAGAUGAAGCAGGUGCCACUUUAGAAAAUGCCAAGACUUACAAUCAUAAUAUGCAUAAUCGGCUAGCUAAGAAGACAGAAAUCCCGUACAGACCGAAGGCUGUGCCAAGAGCUUAUAUUUUUGCGUUGUUCAAUGAGAAUUUGAAGCCUGGGCCAACUUCUGAGCGCUAA